GUCCUGUUCGAGGUCAGGGCUUUCUGCCCCCGUUAGUACCUCCUUUCCAUGUUUUCCUUGGGUCUGGGUCAGGGUUUUCUACCCCCGUUAAUACCCCCUUUUCCUUGAUUGUCCUGUUCGAGGUCAGGGCUUUCUGCCCCCGUUAGUACCUCCUUUCCUGUUUUCCUUGGGUCUGGUCCUGGGCCUUUCUCGACCAGCUUCGCUCUGGAAGCAUGGAUCCAGAUGGAACUAUGUUCAGUGAGGACUGCUGUUCUGGUUACUGCUACGACCGUAGUUUCUGGUCCAUAGGCGAAAUCCUGCUGUUUCUUGUUUCUCGUCAGCUGUUUCACCACAAUACGAUCUCCGGCCUGGAACGGGUAGGUAUUUUCCUGUAAAAAAAAACGGAAACUUGCGGAU
Messenger RNA from Staurois parvus, 396 nucleotides. The record is from the annotation of a GenBank genome assembly. NCBI's taxonomy places the organism in Eukaryota, Metazoa, Chordata, Amphibia, Anura, Ranidae.